AUGGCCAGAAAUGGUUUAUCAAGAGGCGCGAGACCUCCCAAUAUCAGAACACCGACCUUUCCCAGCUACUAUAGCACAAGACAAAAGCCUCGAAGAUGGCCGUUGGUGCUACGCUUCAUCAAAGGCGCGAUACAUCUCGACAUUGCCAUACCAGUCUGCCUGCACGCACUCUUCGCCGCCGCAGUGUGCUAUGUAGACAGCGUCCGAGAAGGAAACCUGAGCAUCCCAUCCGCAACCGUCCCGAGUCUCUCGAUCGUCGUCGGUCUCAUGCUCGUCUUCCGCAACUCGACCUCCUACGACCGCUUCUGGCAAGGCAACCAACUCUUCACGACAGUCGAAACCUCGAUUCGAAAUCUCGUCCGCUCCUUCCUCGCCUGCUCCUACAAAGCCUCGGGACCCCCACCAACAGAAGCCGAGAGAGCCGACACCGAACGCACCGUCCGCCUCCUCCUCGCCAUGAUCUUCGCAGCCAAAAACUCCCUCCGCGCAGAAUGGGGUCAAGAAAUCCCUCUCCUGGUCCCUCAAACCGAAGUCGACCGACGUCGCCGCGAAAGCGUCUCCGUCUACAAAGCCGAAUACGACGAAUUACUCCCUCCGGGAACUAAAGGCCACGAAGAAGCCGGUCUCGCUCUACUUUUACAACUCAGCUUCCAAGUCGAAAGCUACAUCAAACGCGCACACGACCGCGGUUGGUUCCACAGCCCGCAAGCUUCGCAAUUGACCGUACAAUUAAAUACUCUAGUGGCAGCGUACGGCUCCAUGGAAACUAUCCAUUUGACCCCAUUACCCGUCGCCUACCUAAUCCAUACAAGACAAGUCCUCGCGCUGUUUUGUAUGGUACUCCCCUUCGCUCUCGUGCAAGAAAUGGGUUGGUGGUCGAUAUUUCUCGUGACGAUUACUUCUUUCACGCUGUACGGCAUCGAAGCGAUUGGCGCACAACUCGAAGAUCCAUUUGGCUACGAUCGAAAUGAUAUCAAAGUGGAUGCGAUUGUGGAGGAUUUGCGUGUGGAAACUAUGGUCACGUUGGAGAAUUGGAGGAGAGGAGAGGAUUUGCCGAGUUUGGAGGGGAGGAAGAAGAGUGGGAUGCCUCAUCUUGGUGCUGAGCAGGAUUCGGCUCUCAUUAUUUGAGUGGACCCCCUAAAAGGACUGCCUUGUUCGUGCUCUGGGAAAAGAUAUCCACCUGACCUCAUCGAAUAAUC
This is a messenger RNA of Sphaerulina musiva SO2202, 1199 nucleotides long. RefSeq lists its product as uncharacterized. The record is from RefSeq and is a predicted model, not a curated record. Gene Ontology annotation, molecular function: chloride channel activity. Bases 1 to 1128 code for a protein of 375 amino acids. The transcript is spliced from 2 exons. Lineage: Eukaryota; Fungi; Ascomycota; Dothideomycetes; Mycosphaerellales; Mycosphaerellaceae.